Molecule: messenger RNA, 1779 nt
Organism: Bactrocera oleae (olive fruit fly)
Lineage: Eukaryota; Metazoa; Arthropoda; Insecta; Diptera; Tephritidae
Gene: Yeti
Product: yeti
Cellular component (GO): Swr1 complex
Source: RefSeq, a predicted model, not a curated record
AAUUUUAACACGUAUGUACAUAAUUUAUUUAAUUUUUAAAUUCAUUUGCUCAUGGGGUAGAGCAUCUAAAUCUUUGAAACCUGUCAUUUUACAUGAUGCACAUAUUAAAAUUAAUUUAAUACUUUAGAACGUAGCCAAAUUGUGGCAACCCUAACGUUGGAUACCAGCUGGUAAUUGCUCACAAUUUUGCGCUGACAACGAAAGAGAAGUCUAGUGCGGAAUUGGAAUAGAAAAGUGAUUUUUCGAAAGACACAUAUGUACACAUAAAUUUAAAAUUGCAACUAUCGGAGUGUAGUAUUAAUUGAAAUUAUUUUAUAAGCCUUUAUUACGAGCAACAAUUCUCAAAAUGAACCCCGAAGUGGAAUUACAUGAUAGUGAUGAAAGUGACAGUGAUUUCUGUCCGGAGAAAGAAGCCGGCAUUGAAGUUUCAGAAGAGGCUUCUAGUGAAGUUUCUAGUUGUAGCGAUGAAGAGGAAAGUAGCCCCAAAAAUACACACAAAAAACCACCUCGUAAAAAUUCCGAUAGCACUAAAAAACAAGUAAAAAAGGUCAAAAGUAGGAAACGUGCACGUGCCCAAGAGGAGGCACAUUCUAGUGAUACAGAUGAUGAGCAUACGACAGCCGCCGACUCAGAGCGCAAGCAUAACACGCGACAAACAGAUGCUGCGAAGCGACUAUGUAGUGGUAAAGAAAAGGACACUUUGGAAUCGGAAGAAGAGGAUAAAUCGAGAUCUGAUGCACUGUGGGCAGAUUUCCUUAGCGAUGUGAAACCGAAAAAUUCCGAACCAACAACAAAAACUACAACACAAGCAAAUCACAGUACUGCCGUCGGAAAUGGCGUAGUAAAAGCCGGUGUAACUAAUGGACUGAAUAGUCCAAAAAAGCGCAUAAUUAAAAGCGAAGAAAAAUGUACCUCUGACAAAAAACCAGCAGAAACGAAAAAACCGGAUACGGUUACUGUGACCGAAAUUUUAGAUUUUGCGGGAGAAGAAGUGCGCAUAGAAAAAGUUGUUAACGCUGACAGCGUUAAGGAAAACAAAGAGGCAGGGAAACGCCCAGUAGCAGGCACGUCUGCAUUGAGAGCCGGUUUGCCAGUAGGCUUAAAAAGACCAAUGGCAGGUGGCAGCAGCAGUGGCGGUUUAGGCUCUAUACUCAACCAGAUAGGCAAAAAGAAGAAAAUAUCCGUACUAGAGAAGUCGCAAUUAGAUUGGAAGAGCUUCAAACAGAACGAAGGUAUUGAAGAAGAGCUGCAAACAUUCAACAAAGGCAAAGAUGGCUACUUGGAACGCCAGGAUUUCCUACAACGCACCGAUUUACGACAGUUUGAAAUUGAGAAAAAUCUGCGUCAAUCACGGCGCAACGACUAAGUCCUACUAUAGUUUUAUAAUUUACUAUAAUUAAUAUUAAACAAAUUUAAUUGACACAUUCUGAUCUAGUUAUGUAAUUAUUUAAAUACAUAAGUAUCUGGUAAAAUAUAAAACUACAUUUAUAUCCAUAAAACAUAUUUGCUGAUGUUCAACUCGACCAAUUGAUAACCGCCUAUUGUAUUCUAUAUAUAUAGUAAACUAUAUAAUAUUAUGAUAACAACUAAUACAGCAUCCAUAAAAGAUAGCAAAAACUAAAAAGUUAAGGCUUAUAAGUAAAUACCAACAGCUAUAUUCUGACAUAAUUGGAUUGUCUAUAUAUGUAUCCGUAAUUAUCAAAAAUAGUUAUAUUUAAUAAAUUAAAUUAAUACAAUAAAUGUAUGUGAAAUCAUCAAAUAAAGUGACACUUAGCCAGA